Messenger RNA from Myxocyprinus asiaticus (Chinese sucker), 5591 nucleotides. RefSeq names its product Ras protein-specific guanine nucleotide-releasing factor 2a (gene rasgrf2a). The record is from RefSeq and is a predicted model, not a curated record. Gene Ontology annotation, molecular function: guanyl-nucleotide exchange factor activity; protein binding. Gene Ontology annotation, biological process: positive regulation of GTPase activity; Ras protein signal transduction. The transcript has 28 exons. Bases 176 to 4003 code for a protein of 1275 amino acids. Gene Ontology annotation, cellular component: plasma membrane. Lineage: Eukaryota; Metazoa; Chordata; Actinopteri; Cypriniformes; Catostomidae.
GCUCUUUCAUCUCUGUGCGUAAUUACGCGUCAUGCGCGUCUGGAAUCUCCUUUACGCGCAGCAUCAGCGGUUUGGAUUGAACUUUAGACCAUCUCUGGCUGCUGGAGGUGUCAUCAGUGUGUGAGGAUGAUGAUGAAGAUGAUGAUGUGUUCAUUGUGAGAAUCAGGACUGUAAGAUGCAGAAGAGCGUGCGCUAUAAUGAAGGACACGCGCUCUAUCUGUCCAUGGUUGCGCGUAAAGAAGGCGUCAAGCGCGGAUUCUUGAGUAAAAAAGCCGCAGAAAACAGCCGCUGGAACGAGAAAUACUUCGCGCUUUACCAGAAUGUGCUGUUUUACUUUGAGAACGAACAGAGUACCAGACCAUCGGGGAUUUAUCUACUGGAGGGAUGCACCUGCGAGAGGAUUCAAGCUCCAAAAGUCUCCACCAUCGGGAAAGAGAGUUCAGAUAAACAGCAGCAUUAUUUUCAGGUGAUUUUCGGCCAUGAUGGACAGAAGCCUCUGGAACUGCGGACGGAGGAGGAUGCCGACUGCAGCGAGUGGGUGGAGGCACUUCAGCAGGCCAGUUAUUCAGAUCUCAUCAUCGAGCGUGAAGUUCUCAUGCAGAAGUACAUUCACCUGGUGCAGAUCAUGGAGACGGAGAAGGUGGCGGCGAAUCAGCUGCGGAUGCAACUGGAAGACCAGGACACAGAGAUUGAGAGACUCAAAGCAGAGAUUGUUGUGCUGAACAAAACAAAAGAGCGAAUGUUACCCUAUCAGUCCAAUCAAGAGGAAGAAGACUCAGACAUCAAGAAAAUCAAGAUGGUGCAGAGCUUCAUGCGUGGUUGGCUCUGUAGGAGGAAGUGGAAGAUUAUCGUACAGGACUACAUCUGCUCGCCUCAUGCCGAGAGCAUGAGAAAGAGAAACCAGAUCGUCUUUAACAUGGUGGAGGCUGAGACUGAGUAUGUCCUCCAACUGUCCAUCCUGGUCAACUGCUUCCUGCGGCCACUCCGAAUGGCAGCCAGUUCCAAAAAGCCCCCCAUCAGUCACGAUGAUGUCAGCAGUAUCUUCCUUAAUAGCGAGACAAUAAUGUUUCUCCAUGAGAUAUUCCAUCAAGGCUUGAAGGCGCGGAUAGCCAACUGGCCAACAUUAGUUUUAGCGGAUCUCUUCGACAUCUUGCUGCCAAUGCUGAACAUUUACCAGGAGUUUGUGCGCAACCAUCAGUACAGUUUGCAGGUUUUGGCGAACUGUAAACAGAACCGAGACUUUGACAAACUUCUGAAGCAGUAUGAAGCGAACGCUGCAUGUGAAGGCAGAAUGCUGGAAACCUUCCUCACCUACCCCAUGUUUCAGAUCCCUCGUUACAUCAUCACCCUUCAUGAACUUUUGGCCCACACGCCUUAUGAACACGUGGAGCGCAAGAGUCUGGAAUUCGCCAAAUCCAAACUCGAGGAACUGUCCAAAAUGAUGCAUGAUGAAGUGAGUGACACAGAAAACAUUCGUAAGAAUCUUGCGAUUGAGCGAAUGAUCGUGGAGGGCUGUGAUAUUCUACUGGACACCAGUCAGACAUUUGUACGACAGGGUUCUCUGAUUCAGAUACCAUCUGUGGAGAAGGGUAAACUCAGUAAAGUGCGUCUGGGUUCACUAUCUCUCAGGAAAGAGGGUGAACGACAGUGUUUUCUGUUCACCAAACACUUCCUCAUCUGCACACGCACCUCCGGUGGGAAAUUGCACCUGCUCAAACAAGGAGGCACGUUAUCUCUGAUAGAGUGCACGCUCAUCGAAGAGCUCGACGCUAAUGAUGAAGACUAUAAUGCUGCUGGUCAAGGAUUCAACCAUCUGGAGUUCAAAAUCGUGGUCGAACCUGCCGAUGGUCUGCCGUUUUCCGUCGUGCUGCUCGCGCCAUCUCGACAGGAAAAAGCUGCCUGGACCAGCGACAUCAGCCAGUGCAUUGACAACAUUCGCUGCAAUGGCUUGAUGACCAGCGUUUUUGAAGACAACUCCAAAGUCACUGUGCCGCACAUGAUCAAGUCUGAUGCUCGACUGCAUAAAGACGACGUGGACAUCUGUUUUAGUAAGACCCUCAACUCCUGCAAGGUACCGCAGAUCCGUUACGCCAGCGUGGAGAGACUUCUGGAGAGACUGACGGACCUGCGCUUCCUGUCCAUCGACUUCCUCAACACCUUUCUGCACACCUACCGAAUCUUUACCACCUCUGCUGUGGUCAUGGACAAACUGGCCGACAUCUACAAGAAACCCUUCACAUCUAUACCUGUCAGGGUUCAGUAUCAUUCAUCUGAUCGAUUGUCCAUUUCGUCCAUCUGUCCAGAUUACAGUCUGAAGAUCACAAGGCUUGCGCUGGACCAGUCCAAGUCCCUCGAGGUUUUCUUUGCCACUAAUCAAGGCCCCUGGAGUGGAGAGCACCUCAACAACAAAUCCCCUCGGCUGUCGCGCAAGUUCUCGUCCCCUCCGCCCAUCUCCAUCCCGUCUCGCACGUCUUCCCCCAUCCACUCCCGCAAGCUGUCCCUCAGUUCUCCUGUGAGCUGUAAGGGUGGAGUUUUGGACCUGUCGCCAUCCACGUCCUCUGCAGCAAGCAGUCCCACGUCCACCUACAACCCUCUCAUCUCCUCGCCGCCUCCCACGUGCACCAAAGCUCCGCUGGACCUCAGCCGCGGACCCAGCUCCCCCGAACUCGGCCCCUCCACCCCAGAGGAGGGCGGGGAGCUGCCACGUAUAGAUGCCUUCUGUGGGAAGCUGAGACGGAGUAUUAGACGAGCUGUACUGGACUCAAUAUCACUGGACAAGUUUAUUCCUGAGACGCCUGCAUCGAGUGAUUCUGCAGACAUGUCACCAUGCCGGUCCCCAUCCACCCCACGACACCUUCGCUACCGACAACUCACAGGUCAGUCUCCGGAGAAUUCCCGCUGUGCCGUGUCCCCAGCGUCUGCGUUUGCCAUCGCCACAGCAGCAGCAGCUGGACACAGCAGCCUGCAAGGUUUUACCAACCCGGAGAAAUCGUAUGACAAAGAGUUCCUCAUUCGCAGAGCUGCCACUAACAGAGUCCUGAAUGUUCUGCGGCACUGGGUUUCCAAACACUCUCAGGACUUCGAGAUGAACGCAGAACUGACGUCGGCCGUGAUCGCUCUGCUCGAGGAGGUGCUGAGAGACCCUGAUCUGCUGCCUCAAGAGAGGAAGGCCACCGCCAACAUACUGAGUGCUCUUUCACAAGAGGAACAAGAUGACUCACAACUCAAGAUUGAGGACAUUGUCCAAAUGUCUGAGUGUCCGAAGGUAGAAUGCUUUGAGUCGCUCUCUGCCAUGGAGCUUGCAGAACAAAUCACCCUACUGGACCAUAUAGUGUUCCGGAAUAUUCCAUACGAGGAGUUUCUUGGUCAAGGCUGGAUGAAGUUCGACAAAAAUGAAAGGACACCAUACAUCAUGAAGACCAGUCAACACUUCAAUGAUAUGAGUAACCUGGUAGCGUCUGAAAUCAUGGCCCAUUCAGACGUGAGCUCCAGGGCCAGCUCCAUUGAGAAGUGGCUCGCAGUCGCAGAUAUAUGUCGCUGUCUCAACAACUACAAUGGAGUGUUGGAGAUCACAUCUGCUCUGAACCGCAGUGCCAUCUACAGGUUAAAGAAAACAUGGGCCAAGGUCUGCAAACAGACCAAAGCGCUCAUGGACAGACUACAGAAGAUCGUUUCAUCUGAAGGGAGGUUUAAAAAUCUGAGAGAAACUCUGAAAAACUGUAACCCUCCAUGUGUACCAUAUCUGGGCAUGUACCUGACGGAUUUGGCAUUUAUUGAGGAAGGAACGCCUAACUUCACAGAGGAGGGUCUCGUCAACUUCUCUAAAAUGAGGAUGAUUUCACACAUAAUAAGAGAGAUCCGUCAGUUUCAGCAGGCACCAUACAGGAUCGAGCUGCAACCCAAGGUAACACAGUUCCUUCUCGACAAAACUCUUGUAAUGGAUGAAGACACACUUUAUGAAUUAUCUCUGAAGAUUGAGCCAAGACUUCCUCCUGCCAACUAAAUAAUUAUGUUUACACUGGACUCAAAUGCAAAGUCAGAUAUCAAGUAAGAAGCUAUUUAUAGCAAAUAAGAGACAGUUUGUGGGAAUCCAUACAUUCAUCUGAACAUAAGAUAAUUACGAUGAAAUAACCAUCCAGUAUUGAAACAACAAGCUAUUCUUAUAUCGAUUAAACAUCUUUCCAUUUUAGUAUGACUUCUGUGUAGAGAAUGGGAAGAUUUGUCAUCGAAAUGGACGCUUUUUGAAAUAAUUCUGGUAUUAUGAAUUUUAUGUUGUAAACUCAGGUUUAAAUGUGCCUUUUUGUAAAUAUUAUGUACAGUUGCAAUAUUUCGUAGUACAUUUUUUCUAGCAUGAUACAUUUGAAUAUAAAUUUGGAAAUCUUUUUACCAGAAUGCAAAAUAUACGUUCCAUUUUUAGAAGACAGUCAUUCCUUUGGUGAAAUAAGAAUCGUAUUAAAGUGGUUUUGUAUGCAUACGGUUGUAGAUUAUGUCCCGAUGGAUGUUCAAUGGGGCUGACGUUAUUACCUUUAGAUGCUGGUCCUAUUUUGACAAACAAGUAUCCCGAUCAUAUCUCCAUUUUAAAAUGGCCAAGGAAAUGUUGGUGACCAAAAUCUGCUCAUUUAAAUGACAAUCAGGACAAUACCUCCAUAUACCGGAGUUAACUGUCAAAUAAUAUCUGUUGAGAUGGGCUCAACCAAGCACUUUACUGUUUACUUAAAAAUACAUUCAUUUACUUCAUUUAUUUGUUAAAACUUGGUUUUAAUUCAAGGUUUUAAACUAGUAUGCACUGUGAACAACAGGUCAGCUGCAUUUUGCAUUGAAAUUGCAUUUGAUCGUUAAGCAUGUUUAAGUUUGUAGAAAUAUUUGAUGUUCAUUGGCAUGUUUGCAUGAAUCUACAUUGAAUAUAAUGUACGAACUGACUUCAAGAAAAAAAUAUUUUACGUUUUUGUGUUUAAACAGGGAGUAAUUUAUUCCCUUAUGCAUGAUCAUGUUUGUCAGUUUUUUUUUUUUUUUUUUUUUUUGUACAAAGAUAAAUUAUUGUUUGAUUAAUACAAACAUUUACAAAAGAACAACUGAAUAUGUACAGUGCCCUAUUAAUUAAGUUUUUUAAACAUUCAUUUAUUUUACAUGGAAACUGUAGUCAGUGAAAAAACUGUUGUUUAAAUAAUGCUUUAGAUUCAUAAAACAUCAGAUCCUGGUGGACUUUCCACUUUAAGAAAUGAAUACAUACAUUUUCUUUAUAAGCCACCGCCAUAAACGUCCAUCCAUGAUGUAGCUGUUUAAAUAAAAUAUGAAAUAAAACUUUAUGUUAUCUAUCUAUCUAUCUGUUUAUCUGUCUGUCUAUCUAUCUAUCUAUCUGUUUAUCUGUCUGUCUGUCUGUCUGUCUAUCUGUCUGUCUAUCUGUCUAUCUAUCUGUUUAUCUGUCUGUCUGUCUGUCUGUCUAUCUGUCUGUCUAUCUGUCUAUCUAUCUGUUUAUCUGUCUGUCUGUCUGUCUGUCUAUCUGUCUGUCUAUCUGUCUAUCUAUCUAUCUGUCUGUCUGUCUAUCUGUCUAUCUAUCUAUCUAUCUAUCUAUCUAUCUAUCUAUCUAUCUG